AGUGUCACUUACCAUGGAUCAAAACUUAGAUGUUGUCCUCCGCGACUUCGAUGGAAAUGUUUUGUCAAUUCUGUUCUCAAACGAAGACUGGGCGGUUUUUCGUUAUGAUGAGACCGUGCCCGAGCGACAUGGGGCUCCUUGUCCUCCGAAUGCAGAAGUCCCCAAACCAGGGACAUACAUACUCCUUCGCCCAGAUGCUACCCCAAUCACUGUCAGUUGGAACACCCUCUCAGCCCGUGUCCGCCACCCAACCAUCUCCAAUACCCCUUCAAGGACAGAGCACUACCGAACGCGAGUCCAUGCUCGUGACCCUUGUUGCCUCAUCUCAGGUCUCCCAGUGAUCAGAGGCAAUUAUAGUCGAUUCAAAGCAGUGCACAUUUUUCCACGCGCACAUGACAUCCAGUGGACUCAUAGAGGCUACCCAAGUCGUAUCACAGAUCCCGCCCCUCUUGCAGAGAAUGUGCUGUUACUGCGUAGCGAUUUGCAUGAUGCAUGGGACAACUACCAAUUUGGUGUCAAUCCUGAUCGUGGCCAUGUUGUCAUCCCCUUCGUUCCUGGCUAUGACGACAUUGCAGGCAAGGUCCUCAAACUGGACCACAUUGGGAACUGGGAUAUGUGCCCCCUCGAUGACCUCUUGUGCGACCACUUUCUCCAAGGUGUCCUGAAGAAUAUGAAAGGUGCUGGUGAGCCCACCUGGGACCACGAGGAUGCGCUUGGGGAUGGUAUGAUGGAUCUGUCGAGGUGGGACAUUUGGGGCGGUACUGCAGGUCAAGAGCACUUGGAGUAUGAGCUAGCUCACAGGUUGCAUAGUGUCCUUGUCGGGGUGUGGAAUGCAAGUUUUCCUUAAUCUCGUUC
This is a messenger RNA of Cantharellus anzutake, 855 nucleotides long. RefSeq lists its product as uncharacterized. The transcript is spliced from 7 exons. Lineage: Eukaryota; Fungi; Basidiomycota; Agaricomycetes; Cantharellales; Hydnaceae. The record is from RefSeq and is a predicted model, not a curated record. Bases 14 to 847 code for a protein of 277 amino acids.